AAAGGUCUCAGCCGCAAGGAAUCCGACAAACAACAAUAAUUUCCAUGCUCCGCCCGCUAUCGAACAAUUAAUCUGGCGCCGGGACGCCGUCGUUGUUCACGGUGGCGCUAGGCAGGGAUUGUGAUGUGCCCUAAUCCUCCGUCUUGCGGCCCCCGCCUAAAUUGCAUGGUCAAUCAAUCAUCAAUCAUCAAUGGUGGCAUGUUCUUCUGUGUUAUCGACUCACUCAAAAUUUCUUGGCUGGGUCGAUAGAGAUCUAGUUUCUCGCGUUCACCAUCUGAUUCGUCAUGGCUUCCUUUCCGCCAUAAGCCCGGCGCUUCGUGCUGCUGCUUCUUCAUCGACAGGUUCCCUUCCUGCCUUUCUUUUUCUUUUCUCUUUUUUUCUCUUGGUGUCGUCUCCUCUCACCCCUGUUCUUUUCCUUCUCGCCCUUGCCCGACAUACCCACUCCCCCUAGAUAUUCUCCGAGCCAGGAUGACGGACCACAAGCAUGGCAGGCAGCUAAAGGCUACCCCUGUCGACCUCGAUGAGCUGCCGGCAGAUUACUACUGCAGUAAGAACUUUAUCGGCUCGCUUAUAGCCGUCUGUUUGAUGGCCAUUAGCCUCUACCUGGGUUAUGUUUUGCCGGUGAACAGUUUGAGCGCGAUCAAUGCCGAUUUGGGGCCAGACCCCAGCUAUACCUUAAUAUCGACCGUCUUUACGCUAAUCUCUGGGGUCGGCCUCCUGCUUGUGGGUCGUUUGGGCGACCUGUUCGGGCGCCGGUAUAUCCUCAUUGGAGGCCAGGUGCUCGGCCUCAUCGGCGCCAUUGUCUGCGCGACAGCCAAGACCGUUCCCACGGUUAUCGGUGGUAGUGUUCUCUGUGGACUGGCUGCUGCAGUGCAAUUGACCUUCAGCUUUGUGAUAGCUGAGCUGGUCCCCAACCAGGCUCGUCCGGCUGUCAACGCCUGUAUUUUCAUCACGACCCUGCCUUUCUCCGCCUUUGGAGCCGUGAUCGCCGAUCUGUUCAUCGCCAACACAGCUCGCUCCUGGCGCUGGACCUACUAUCUCAACAUCAUCACCUGCGGCCUGUCCGUCAUUUUGCUGGUGCUGUUCUACUUUCCUCCGGGCUGGGAUGCCAAACGCGGAACCGAGAGUCGCAUCGCUGGUCUCAAGAAUUUUGACUACAUCGGCUUCAUCUUGUAUGCCAGCGGGCUGAUUCUGGUGUUGCUCGGCCUCUCAUGGGGCGGUACCUCUUAUGCGUGGCAUUCGGCACACGUCGUCGCCGUCCUGGUAAUUGGAUUCGUCUGCUUGAUUGCCUUUGCCCUCUACGAAAUCUUCGUCCCCCUUGAGCAGCCGCUCUUGCCCAUGUCGCUGCUCCGAAACCGCGGGUACGCCGGAGCCGUGUGCUCUGCUCUGGUUGGAAACAUGGUAUACUUCUCCAUGAGUCUGCUCUGGCCGACAGCCAUUUCCGCCCUAUUCACCACCAACACCAUCAAAGCCGGUUGGCUCUCGAUCUCUACCGGUGCCGGUGUUCUUGUCGGUGAAGUUGCUGCCGGUCUGCUGAUGAAGCCAAUUGGCUACACCAAGUACCAACUCAUCGUGACGACUGUGAUGAUCACUGCCUUCUCAGGAGCCCUAGCCGCCGUCAACCAACACCGACAAUCGUAUGGCAUCGCGUUCACCGCUAUCGGCGGCUUCUGGGUCGGCUACCUCGAACUCAUCACCAUCAUCAUGUGCCCUCUCUACUGCAAACCCGAGGAUAUCGGUCUCGCCAGCGGUUUCCUCGGCUCAGCCAAGCAAGUCGCCGGCACGAUUGCCACCGCCAUCUACGUCGCCAUUCUCGACAACCGCAUCGCCGCAGACAUCCCCAAAGAUGUCUCCGCCGCCGCCAUGAAAGCCGGCUUACCCUUCUCCUCCGUGACCGAUCUUCUCGAGGCCGUCUCCGCCGGCACCACCGCCGCCUACGACGCCGUCCCCGGCAUGACCACCACCAUCCUAUCUGCCGUCAUGGACGCAGUCAAGACCGCUUACUCGCAGUCCUUCCGGACGGUCUUCCUAGUUAGUAUUGCCUUUGGUGGGCUGUCCGUAAUCACCUCGUUGUUUUCGGCCCCCGUUGAUGAUCACUUCACGAAUGAUGUCGCGGCGAAAUUGUCCGGCGCGGGGGCGAGUGAUGAUGUGCUUACGCAGAAGAAGGAUGUUGAGUCAAUUUGAGGUAGUUUUGCGAGUGCAGGGUACCCUUUUGCGGGGGUAGUAUAAUGGAUUGGAUGUAAUCACUAUAGAUGCUAUGAUGUAGAUGGUAUCUAUCUAUCUAUCUAUCUAUCUAUCUAUCUAUCUAUCUAUCUCUGAAGAGU
Molecule: messenger RNA, 2324 nt
Organism: Aspergillus sclerotioniger CBS 115572
Lineage: Eukaryota; Fungi; Ascomycota; Eurotiomycetes; Eurotiales; Aspergillaceae
Product: trichothecene efflux pump
Exons: 10
Coding region: 469-2184 (571 amino acids)
Biological process (GO): transmembrane transport
Molecular function (GO): transmembrane transporter activity
Source: RefSeq, a predicted model, not a curated record